Alosa sapidissima (American shad) is the source of this 3314-nucleotide messenger RNA. RefSeq names its product coiled-coil domain containing 107 (gene ccdc107). Gene Ontology annotation, biological process: protein localization to cell surface; synaptic transmission, cholinergic. The record is from RefSeq and is a predicted model, not a curated record. Gene Ontology annotation, cellular component: intracellular membrane-bounded organelle; neuron projection; neuronal cell body. The coding region runs from base 141 to 1154 and encodes 337 amino acids. The transcript has 6 exons. NCBI's taxonomy places the organism in Eukaryota, Metazoa, Chordata, Actinopteri, Clupeiformes, Clupeidae.
AGAAGACCCAGUGAGAAAUAAACGCAAAAGCAAUUUGGCACUUUCCAAGAAAACUAGGUGUAUCUACUUUAUUUGUUCUUUCGCUAUUUUCGGGUGGUGCACUGUCUAAGAUUUUUAUUUUUGAAAUCGUUGGUACAAGAAUGGUCCUGUCGUCCUCACAGCAAGUUGUUGUUGCCUUCACUGCUGUUCUGUUCGCAUUUGUGGUGUUCCCCAGAAUGUUCGGAGGUGGGACAGGGUCGAGGGAACCCAAGUCUUAUGAACAGCGAUACAAGAAAGGUCCAGGCCCAGGGGCAUUAAAGGGGCAGCCGUUCAGCAUGAACCCCACCUCCCAGCCUGGCCACCAGGGCCAGAGUGCAGAGAGCAUAAAGCAGAUGAGGAAGAUGGUGGAGCAGGAGAUGAAGAGUGAUAAAUAUAAAUCCAACAGUAACAACAACAAAGGCUACGUCUUCACCCUCAUGCCUAUGUAUGCCAUCGGUGUGGGGCUGUUUGCUGUGUACAAGUUCUUGAAGAUUAAAUCGGCAGACGACAUGCAAGCCCAGAAGGACAAGCUUACAAAAGGGGCCAAAAAAUCUGAACAAACAGAAAGCCAGUUGAACGAGUUGGAGCAGCGGCUAGCGCAGACGGAGAGAAUGCUCAAUUCCAUUCUUACCCAGCUGGACCCUUUAACAAACUGUGUGAAGUCCGUGGCCAUGGACCAGAAGAAUGAGAUCAUGUCCCAACUCCAGAGUAUUCGCCAACUGAUGAAAAAAAGGGGCAUGGAAUGCCCUCCCCUCAAUAUAGAAGAGCCGGCCUGCCAGAGGAACCUGGACGAGCUCAUCGAGACCCUGGCAGCACGGCAGAAAGUUCCAGAAUCCACAACGGUGCAAGAACAGGAAGGGGAGACAACUUUGGAGCCGGAGUGUGCAGCCUCUGAGCCGGUGAAGACAGGAAAUGACAUGGACUUGGAUGCUGCCACGGAGGUGCUGAGAGGUGGAGAGAAGGAAACAAGUGAACGAAAGGAAGAGGAAGAGGACGAGGAAGGAGAAGACAGUGACCACAGCAUGCCCUCCCUGGAGGACCCCAGUGAGAUGUCUAUAGAAAAUAUCGGGGCCACCUCUCAGAAUGUCACAGAAAGUUCUUUGAUCGGUUUGCGGAGGCGCAACAGACCUGAAUGAAUUGAUUUGCCCUUCAUGCAAACUUUUGAUGUAAUGAAAAAUAUUUAUUUACCAUUUAUUUAAUGCAGUCAUUGCUUUUAAUUGAUUUCAACAAACACUACGUGUGUGUGUGUGUGUGUGUGUGUGAGAGAGAGAGAGAGAGAGAGAGAGAUCUGAAACCUGACUUGUCAUAUCAUAAUCAUGAAGAUGUUACUUUUUAUAUUUCACAAGAUACUUUGAUAGUUUCCUCACUUAAUCACUGUAAGUUUUUUUUUAAAUCACAUUUUUUAGAUCAUUCUAGAGCCUUGCGGUUUGUUCAAAGUUGCUGUGUAGCUUCAUGUUAAAGGAGAAAUCCAGCCGAUUUUUACAUGGAUCUUGACCGCUAGACGUCGCCGUUUAGAUGAUGCCCCCCAGACCUAGCAUUGUAGCUGACUUUCCCUUUUUUUUCCCCUAUCAACAGUACUCAGCGACGUCUAGCGAUCAAGAUCCACGUAAAAAUCGGCCGCAUUUCUCCUUUAAAGUAUAAAUCCAGCCAUAUGCUUUUCACUCUGAUGCACUGAUAUAAAUUAUUUUUUGGCAUACACUUCUGGGCAGUCUGGACAUGCAGUAUGGCUAUACUGUAUGCCCCCAUGUCCUCUUGCAAAGAGUGGAUUGAAGGAAGAAGGCUUCCAUCAUUCAUUUUCUUAUUUAAAUUAAAAUGUUCUCUUCUUAUUGCAUAAUGCAUGAAUCAGUUGGCUCAAGCACUUUUUUCAGUGCAAUGCUGUCUUCCUCUUAUCCAUUAUUGAUUUAUUGGGUAUGCUAUAUAUUAUGCAAUGUUUUUGUUAUAACGAAGAAUAUUAAUCUUCACCCUCUCUUGUUUUUUAUGCAUGAUGACAAUCAUUGCUGUUUUGUUUUUUUUAAAUCACAAGUUACAUUUUACAUUAAGAACCAGAUGACACUUAAAGCAGCUGUUUCUUUUUUCAGUUGGUCAAAGGACAGUGGCCAUAAGUAAGGUUUGAUGGAACGUUUGCUGGAAAUCGUUUGACAUUGCUUUAAAAACAGAACGUAUGAAUGGCAUGCUUGCUCUCGUUGGCUGUCGAAGGCAUACGUUUAUACCUCAGUGUGCUCUGAAUCUCUUCAGAAGCAUCACAGUUCGAUCACCUAUGGUGAAAAUCGAAAUGACAAUAACAACUGAACUCCAUAAUCACAUUUAAUGUAGUAGCCUGUUUUAGCCAUAGUUGAUCUAGUUACACAUAAAACAGAAUCAAGUUUAAAAACAUCUUUUAGUGCUUGAGUUCUUCAGAGUUUUGCAGCCCCUCAUUGUGCUUCUAAGCAGUUUGAAGUAGAUAUAGCGAGAGGUCUGCCCCACUGUUUAAAGUUUGCAUGAAAACACUGAAGUUUGUGUGAAGAGCUAUGACUAUAAAUACAUGUCCCUGAUUAGGCUGCUCAUUUGAGUGGUGAUAAUUAGUCGUUCCACUGUUUGUCUACUGUCUUCUUGUCUUGUCGUUUCAGAAGUUAAUAUGUACGAUUGUUAACUAAAGUGUGCUUAUUAAUAAUAUGUAUGCCUUGUGUGAAAUUAUAUGUGUCAUUGUUUUAGUUUUUAUCAUACAGUGUAAGUUUUCUUUUUUUGUCUCCUGCUUUUCUGCAAGGAAACUUGUCUGCAUCUGCAAAGAUACUUGUACAUCUUGACACCUGACAUUUUACCACUUGGCAAGACUGGCAUCCCAAAGGAAAAUCUCUUGUCUAGAAAAUGUCUUUUCUUUGGCUCAUGACAAAUUAAUCAGCUCUUACUGAGAUCUCAUCUGUUUCUCCUAAGGGACCCCCAGGAGAAAUAAGGUGAGAUAAGAAUAGAUUGAGAAUAUCUUAAGUUGAAUUUAAAUUGGACUUGGCCUGAGACUAGAGGAGAGCUAUUUCUCAGCUGCUGUGGAAUGGUAGGCCUAUGUUUAUCUUCCAUUAGAAAUAUUUGUCUGCUUCACUGUAUUCAGAGGUUAAUAAGAAAUAUUUUGAGCAAUGCUGAUUUUUCCCCCCAGCAUAGAUUCUCAUGUGUUUGUUUACACUGUUUGGCAGUUUGUACCCUUUUUUCAUUUCCAUUGUUUGUAAUUUAAAGUUUGUAAGUGGUACUGUUAGAAUGAUAGAAUGCAUCUAAGACAAGAGAAACAACAUGUUGUAUGCCUUACUUUAAUACAAAAUGACAAUGAAAAA